Messenger RNA from Tachysurus vachellii, 1821 nucleotides. RefSeq names its product dynein heavy chain-like. The transcript is spliced from 5 exons. NCBI's taxonomy places the organism in Eukaryota, Metazoa, Chordata, Actinopteri, Siluriformes, Bagridae. The record is from RefSeq and is a predicted model, not a curated record. Bases 1 to 1821 code for a protein of 606 amino acids.
AUGAAAACAAAAGGCGCUAUUAAACCACGAGACACCUGCAAAAAUCUUCGGCGAUGGAUCCAGGGUCAGAAAGCCUUUCCAGCGUUCGUGCCCUGCAUCAGACUGUACACACUUCACCAGGUGAACAUCAGACCGUACACACUUCACCAGGUGAACAUCAGACCUUACACACUUCACCAGGUGAACAUCAGACUGUACACACUUCACCAGGUGAACAUCAGACUGUACACACUUCACCAGGUGAACAUCAGACCUUACACACUUCACCAGGUGAACAUUAGACUGUACACACUUCACCAGGUGAACAUCAGACCUUACACACUUCACCAGGUGAACAUCAGACUGUACACACUUCACCAGGUGAACAUCAGACUGUACACACUUCACCAGGUGAACAUCAGACCGUACACACUUCACCAGGUGAACAUCAGACUGUACACACUUCACCAGGUGAACAUCAGACUGAACACACUUCACCAGGUGAACAUCAGACUGUACACACUUCACCAGGUGAACAUCAGACCCUACACACUUCACCAGGUGAACAUCAGACUGUACACACUUCACCAGGUGAACAUCAGACUGUACACACUUCACCAGGUGAACAUCAGACCUUACACACUUCACCAGGUGAACAUCAGACUGUACACACUUCACCAGGUGAACAUCAGACUGUACACACUUCACCAGGUGAACAUCAGACUGUACACACUUCACCAGGUGAACAGACUGUACACACUUCACCAGGUGAACAUCAGACUGAACACACUUCACCAGGUGAACAUCAGGCUGUACACACUUCACCAGGUGAACAUCAGACUGUACACACUUCACCAGGUGAACAUCAGACUGUACACACUUCACCAGGUGAACAUCAGACUGUACACACUUCACCAGGUGAACAUCAGACUGUACACACUUCACCAGGUGAACAUCAGACUGAACACACUUCACCAGGUGAACAUCAGACUGAACACACUUCACCAGGUGAACAUCAGACUGUACACACUUCACCAGGUGAACAUCAGACUGUACACACUUCACCAGGUGAACAUCAGACUGAACACACUUCACCAGGUGAACAUCAGACUGUACACACUUCACCAGGUGAACAUCAGACUGUACACACUUCACCAGGUGAACAUCAGACUGUACACACUUCACCAGGUGAACAUCAGACCUUACACACUUCACCAGGUGAACAUCAGACUGUACACACUUCACCAGGUGAACAUCAGACUGUACACACUUCACCAGGUGAACAUCAGACUGUACACACUUCACCAGGUGAACAUCAGACUGUACACACUUCACCAGGUGAACAUCAGACUGUACACACUUCACCAGGUGAACAUCAGACUGAACACACUUCACCAGGUGAACAUCAGGCUGUACACACUUCACCAGGUGAACAUCAGACUGUACACACUUCACCAGGUGAACAUCAGACUGUACACACUUCACCAGGUGAACAUCAGACCUUACACACUUCACCAGGCCAGGCUGAGCGUUGACACAUCAGAUGAAGAGAUGAGGCGGUGGGAGGGAGUGGAGGCGGGCCAGGCCACUCUCUGCGUUUCGCACUUGUUUAACACCUCAUACGGAGCAGGGAGCCAGCCGAAGGCUAUGGGAAAGGACGGUAUUGCUAGGUUCGAGGUAAAAGUAUUCAGAUUAUUCCAGAAAGUCUUUGAGUUGUCUUCACAUCCUGUGGAGAAUCCUGGGCCUGACGUGGGUAAGACACCCAGGAUGGGAUGGGACGCCAGAAUCUUCGAUCGCAAGGACAGUGGGAUAGAAAAUAAGGACCAGAAAUUCAAGAAUUAG